Molecule: messenger RNA, 585 nt
Organism: Aspergillus fischeri NRRL 181
Lineage: Eukaryota; Fungi; Ascomycota; Eurotiomycetes; Eurotiales; Aspergillaceae
Exons: 2
Coding region: 1-585 (194 amino acids)
Source: RefSeq, a predicted model, not a curated record
AUGCCGUCCAAAGGCUGUCAUUCCAGCUCUCUGCCCGAAGCACGAGGCCUCAAGUACGACGAGUCGGAUAUGGCACUGUUCCACGCCAAAUUGUCCUACCACUCCACCAUCGAGGAGCGCAUGGCUUCGAAAGACGCCAACCUGGCAUCCAUAUCUGAGCAUCAGUCCCGGAUUCUCAAGCGCUGGGAGAUGCUCAAACAAGUGGAGAAGGAGAUGGCGGACAAAGGGAAAUGUCUGUCGCCGGCGGAGAAGAAGCAGUUGGCACAAUAUGAAUGGCGAUACAAGCGACUUGAGGAACUGGCGACCAAGACGACAGGAGUUGCACGCUCAAGUCACCUCUGUGCGCGAGGGAGCCUCAACUCAAGCUAUCUGAAAGUGUCACCGUGGAAGCACAAGCUCCGCAACGCUUUCUGUGAAACUCGCCAUGAUCUGUGGCAUUUUUCCCGAGCAUGCGGCAAAAGUCUUGGAUUUUUGAGCGCUGUCACCAUGCUCCGGGGUUCUUCGAAUGGACAGCAAAUGGUGACUCAUGGCGUCUCGGAUCUUCCCAUGUUGACCACCAAACCAAUUAUGCAAUCCGUGAAGUGA